CGCGCGCGGCGGCCGCGUCAGGGGGCGGCGCCAGGGCGGGAAAGUCGAGGUCGCGGGGCGGCGACGGCGCGCGCGGGCUGCGGAGCCGCGGGGCUGAGGGCGGCGGCGCGUGCGGCCUUCCGCGGGCUCCCGGCGCCGGCGGUCGCGCAGGAAAUAAUUUAACUGCAAAAGAGUGACGAAAAUGGUUUCCAAAAGAAGACGGUUGUCAAACUCUGAGGAUCAGGAGGACCAGAGAGAAGAGGAUUCCAAUGCCGCGAGUCAACCACUGCCCCAAACCACAGAGAAACCUCGUGCUCAAAAUGAAGAAAAUGACAAUGUCUUUGUAAAUCUUCUUAAGGCCUCAGGAUUAAUUCUUAAGACAGGGGAGAGUCAGAAUCAGCUUGCUGUGGAUCAAAUAUUAUUUCAAAAGAAACUUGUUCAGACUCUGAAGAAACAUCCUUCUUACCCCCAAAUAAUAGAAGAAUUUGUCAGCGGCCUGGAGUCUUACAUUCAGAACCGAGAAGCCUUCAGGAACUGCCUCUUGUCCUGUGAGCUGCUGCAGGAUGAAGGAACCAGCGGGGACAGUUCUUUCUGUAAGAGCCUCAUCAAAUUGCUGCUGGGGAUUGACAUAUUACAGCCUGCCAUUGUCAAAACCUUAUUAGAACAGUUGCCAGAAUUUUUUUUCCAAAGCAGAAGCAGCGACGGCAUCAGCAUGCCGCGGCUCAUCAUCAGCCAGCUCAAGUGGCUUGACCAAGUCGUGGACCCCCAGGAGCUCGCCGCCAAGCUCAUGGAGCUGAUCCGAGUUGCCCCCGAGCACCUGCAGGAGGACCUGAUCACCAGCCUGCCCGAGAUCCUCGGGGACGCCCAGCACGCGGAGGUGGGGAAGGAGCUCAGUGACCUCCUGUCAGAGAACUCCCAGCUCGCGCUCCCCAUCCUGGAUGUUCUUUCCAGCCUUCAGCUUGACCAGCAGCUCCUGACUAAGGUUCGCCAAAUGGUGAUGGGUAAGCUGUCAUCUAUAAGGCUGGACGAUUUACCCGUGAUCGUCAAGUUUAUUCUUCACACUGUAACACCCGAAGACACACUGGAGGUCAUUUCUGAGCUUCGGGAGAGGUUGGAUCUGGAGCAUUUCAUUCUGCCAUCUCAGUUGCUGGCUUCUCAGCUCAGACUGAAAUGCAGAGGACUCGCGUGCUCUUUGGGCUAUCCAGAGGAGAGCUCUCGGGACUGCGUGACACUGUUCUUUGAUGUGAUCAAGUCAUCUAUUCGGUACGAGAAGAACAUCUCCGACGCCUUCCUUAAGGCGAUUGAGAAUGUUCCCACUGAGACUGAGCACAAGACCUUCGACCUGGUGGUGCUCCUCCUCAUCUACAGCACCAACACCCAGUCCAAGAAGGUCGUCGAGAAGGUGCUGAGGAACAAGAUCCGCUUAAACUGCUUCGACCAAGAGCUGUUGGACGGGACGUUCAUCAUUCAUCACUUGGUCCUGAAGGAGAUUUUCCCAUCCAUUCUGUCACUGGCCCAGAUCUUGUUGCACUCCGUAGACCAGUCCAUCAAUUUUUUUGGCAGUCUUCUAUACAAAUAUCCAUUUAAGUUUUUUGACACUUAUUGUCAGCAGGAAGUGGUGGGGGCCCUGGUGACCCAUGUCUGCAGCGGGAACGUCGUGGAAGUGGACACUGCUCUGGAUGUCCUCUUGGACUUGGUAGCUCAAAACCCGCCUGCCAUGAGGCGAAAUGCUGUCGUGGUGAAGGACAUUUUAGACUACCUUGAUAAUAUGAGCCCCACGCAGAUCCGAAAGCUCUUCUACAUCCUCAGCUGCCUGGCAUUCCGCAAACAGCACGAAACCAGCAGGUACAUCCAGGAUGACCUGCACCUGGUGGUCCGGAAGCAGCUCUCCAGCACCAUGUUCAAGUACAAACUGAUCGGCAUCAUCGGGGCCAUCACCAUGGCUGGCGUCAUGGCGGUAGACAGAAGUCGGUCUUUCAGUCUGACCCAGCGGCGAGCAGAGCUGAGCGAUGAGCAGUGCGCACAGGUGACCUCCUUGCUCCAGCUGGUUCGUUCCUGCAGCGAGCACUCCCCUCGCGCCUCUGCGCUCUUCUAUGACGAGUUCGCCAAUCUGAUCCAAGUCGGAAGGCUGGCUCCCAAAGCCUUGGAAUGGAUUGGACAGACCAUCUUCAAUGACUUCCAGGACGCCUUCGUGGUGGACUGCCGUGCCUCGGAAGGCAACUAUCCGUUUCCCGUGAAAGCUCUUUACGGCCUGGAAGACUGUAGCAGCCAGGAGAGGAUCGCCAUCAACCUCCUGCCGUUGGUCGCUCGGGACUCGGCGACAGAAGGGGCUGGAGCAGCUUCAGGGGAAUCAGAACAAAAAUUGGUGUCCCCACUGUGCCUGUCUCCCUUCUUCCGCCUGCUGCGGCUCUGUGUGGAGAGAAAGCACGACGGCAACUUGGAGGAGAUCGAUGGCUUGUUGGACUGCCCUCUGCUCCUCACCGACCUCGCCCCCGACAACAGACUCGAGUGCAUGUCUGCCACAGAGAAGUCCCUCAUGUGUUCGCUCAUCUUCCUCACCAUCAACUGGUUCCGAGAGGUCGUCAAUGCCUUCUGCCGGCAGACAUCCGCCGAGAUGAAGGGGAAGGUGCUCACGCGGAUCAAGCACAUCAUCGAGCUCCAGAACAUGCUGGAAACGUACUUAGCAGUCACCCCGGACUACGUGCCUCCCCUCGCAAGCUUUGACUUGGAGAGUUUGGAGCAAACACCCCAAGCCAGUACUGCUUCCACAAGAACCAGUAAGCAGGGAAAGACGGGAGGAAGAAAACGAAAAGCAGAUGACACCAAAACAUCUGGAGCACUCUCGAAGGAGGAUAAUUCAGAAUGUGACCCUACAUUUUCUGAUAAAAGCCAGCUGGAAAAGGGGUGCACAGAGAAAGAAGAGAAGGCAUCGGUGUCGCUGCAGAAUUACCGCACCUUCUUCCGAGAGCUGGACAUUGAGGUCUUCUCUAUCCUGCAUUGCGGGCUCGUGACCAAGUCCAUACUCAACACUGAGAUGCAAACCGAGGCCGUAGAAGUUGUGCAGCUCCAGCCCCCCGAGCUGCUCCUGCUGCUGGAAGACCUCUCCCUGAAGCUGGAGAACGUGCUGCUCCCUUCUGUCAACAAGAGAGCGCCCUUCCUCAAGAACAAAGGCAGGCGGAAUGUUGGCUUCUCGCAUCUCCACCAGAGAUCUGCCCGGGAGAUCUCCCGGCAUGUUGGCCAACUGCUGACCCCGUUAUGUAACCACCUGGAGAACAUCCACAACUAUUUCCAGUGCUUAGCUGCUGAGAACCGUGGGGUCACCGAUGGCCCAGAAACCAGAGACCCGGAGUACCACAUUAUGUCUUCCUGCUACUUACGGCUGCUGCACGUUUUGCUGGCGUUCUUUUCCUGGAACGGAUUUUCUCAACCUGAAAAUUUGCAGUUACUGUAUUUUUCCCUGGAGGGUUUCAGCAACCGCUUCAACCCGCAAGGCCCUGACCAGGCCCAGGAGCUGCUGCUCAGCCAGACCGUCCGUUACUUGCAGAACUUCAGCCCCAGCCUGCCCAACUUCCAGUGCGCGCUCGUUCUCCUCAGGCUCCUCAUGGCGCUCCUGGAGAAGUCCAUCGCUCCCCUUCCCAGCAAGGAGAAAAUCGCUGCCAUGGCCCGGCAGAUCCUGUGCCGUGCGUGGCCGAGCAGCGAGAAGGAGAAGGGCCGCGUGUGGCACGAGCAGCUGCACACCGUGUUCUGCAUCUACCUGCAGCACACGGAGGGCGUCCUGAAGGCCAUCGAGGAGGUCGCGGGAGGUGCCGUCCCCGAGCUCAUGAACCUGCCUAAAGAUGCCGCCUCCCCGUCGUUCCCUACUUUGACUAGGGGCACCUUUGUCACUUUCUUCCGGGUGAUGAUGGCAGAGCUGGAGAAGACGGCGAGACGCCUUCAGCCUGGCAAAGCAACCGACGUGGAUGAGAUCCACGAGGAGAAGCUUCUCUACUGGCACAUGGCCGUGCGCGACUUCAGCAUACUCAUCCACCUGAUCAAGGUCUUUGACACUCGUCAUGUCCUGCAUGCCUCUCUGAAGUACGGACGCCUGUUCGUGGAGGCCUUCCUGAAGCAGUGCAUGCCGCUCCUGGACUUCAGCUUCCGGAAGCACCGGGACGAUGUCCUGCGCCUGUUGGAGACCAUGCAGCAGAGCACCCGGCUGCUGCACCACCUGUGUGGCCACUCCAAGAUUCACCAGGACACAAAUCUCACCAAAAGCGUGCCGCUGCUCAAGAAGACCCUGGAGAUGCUGGUGUGCCGGGUGAAGGCCAUGCUCGCCUUCAACGGCUGCAGCGAGGCCUUCUGGCUGGGCAACCUCAAGAACCGGGACUUGCAGGGUGAAGAGAUCGUGUCCCAGAAUUCCCAGGAGAGCACGGCGGAGAGCGAGGACGACGCGUCUCCCCAGGCCUCUGGGAGCCGAGCAGCAGAGGAUGGUGAAGAUGGUGAAGCCAGUGAUGAAGAAAAGGCGUCAUCCCCUGACGUCAGCGACGACAAUUCCGACUAGAUGUGAGCGCCCCGAGCGGUGACGGCUCUGGUCAUUCACAUGCUGACUGUGACGGUGACGAUUCUGAUAGACAUGAGCGCCCCGAUGGGUGACAGCUCUGAUCACACACACGAUGACUAGUGACAGUGACGGUUCUGAUUAGACGUGCGCCCCGACUAGUGACAGCUCUGAUCACACACCAACUGGUGACCGCUCUGAUUGCACACAUGCUGGCUAGUGACAGUGACAAUUCUGAUUAGACGCUCGCACACCCCGAGUAGCAGUGACAGCGAUCACACACACGCCAACUGUUAAUAGUGCCAGUUCUGAUAAGACGCACACGCAGCCCAACUAGUCAUGACAAGUCACACCGACCGUGAUGACAACUGACCCCACACACUGACUAGUGACGACAGCGACAACGUUGGUUACACACACCAACCAGCCAAUGGUGACAGUUGAUGAAACGCACCCGACACAGUAAAGACAGUGACGAUUGGUGACAUGCACACCCCAGCAAGUGAUGACAGUGCCAACUGCUCCGUUGCACGCCCAGCGUACACGCAUGACUAGUGCCUCCCCGCCCCGUCUGUGUGUCCGUGCUCAGCCUUCACCCUGUUCAUGCCUGCUGGCCCCCUUCCUGACAAAAAGGAUCUUAUUUGGGCCUUAAUGACCCGAGGAUUUGUGUUCGGAGUCUGCCUGCUGUCUGCCUUUCAGAUGGAAAGUGACUUGUUUGGGCCUUCUUGGGUUUGUACUGCAUCCUUUUAAGAGAAUCACUUCGGUCGUUGUGAGAAGCACCUUAACGUGGCUCAGGUUCACGGCGGUGAGGAACGUGGCAGGCCACGCCGCCAAGCGGUCAGUGUUCCGGGCCUCAAGCCAAUCCCUAUAUUUGAAACUCUGGUGUAUCUUAGGAUUUAGAUUUGUGCUGUGCCAGUUUCACAAAUAAAGUUUCGUGUUGCAGCUUCA
Messenger RNA from Sorex araneus (European shrew), 5464 nucleotides. RefSeq names its product FA complementation group D2 (gene FANCD2). Gene Ontology annotation, cellular component: condensed chromosome; nucleus. The transcript has 44 exons. NCBI's taxonomy places the organism in Eukaryota, Metazoa, Chordata, Mammalia, Eulipotyphla, Soricidae. Gene Ontology annotation, molecular function: DNA polymerase binding. Bases 182 to 4519 code for a protein of 1445 amino acids. Gene Ontology annotation, biological process: interstrand cross-link repair; mitotic intra-S DNA damage checkpoint signaling; homologous chromosome pairing at meiosis. The record is from RefSeq and is a predicted model, not a curated record.